AUGAUGCGCUCUGCCAAAGCUGUUGUAUCUGAGCGUGGUCCGCCAGGCCACGGUACUUCCAGUGCCGUGGAACCCCAGCAACCACAACACACAGUGACUAUGUUGAAGAGAUGGUCGGUCGCGAACAAGGAGCUGCCAGCUGUUUCCCAGAUCAAAUCGAUCCAUGUAUAUGACUUUGAUAAUACACUUUUCCUGACCCCUCUUCCCAAUCCGCAACUGUGGCAGUCAAAUGUAAUUGGCCAGCUCCAAUCGCAAGACUUCUUCACUCAACGGAAGGGAUGGUGGCAUGACCCAGAAAUGCUUGAAGCGACUGGGAAAGGCAUUGAAGAGGAAGAGCCACUGGGCUGGCCCGGAUGGUGGAACGAGCAAAUUGUCAGCCUGGUUCAGAUGAGUAUGGAUCAAAAGGAUGUGCUCACAGUCUUGCUCACCGGCCGAGGCGAAGUUGCCUUCUCAGACCUGAUCAAGCGUAUUGUGGCGAGUCGGAGGCUCGAGUUUGAUCUCAUUGCCCUCAAGCCCGAGGUUGGCCCCAAUGCUCAGCGAUUUCCAUCGACUAUGGGUUUCAAACAGGCAUUUUUCACGGAUCUUCUUCUAACCUACAAAGAAGCCCAAGACAUCCGCGUUUACGAAGAUCGUCUCCACCAUGCCAAGGCGUUCCGUCAGUUUUUCGAGGAGAUGAACAAGCGCUUUCUAUCGCGCGAUAUUCCACUCAAUCGUAACGUGAUCAAUGCGGAAGUUAUUGAGGUAUUCGAGGGUGUUACUUAUCUCGACCCCGUGAUUGAAGUGGCGCAAGUGCAGCGUAUGAUCAAUGUGCACAACACCGCCAGCCAAAACGCGUCUCUAGGUAGAUCUUCAUUCUUACGUAUCCGCAAGACAACCAUCUACACUGGGUACCUUGUCGCGAAAGAGGAUUCUGCACGACUGAUUGAGCAUGUCCUCGCUCCGAUCAUCCCAAGCGGCCUCGCCGAAUCAAACGACCUCAGGUAUAUGGCGAAUAACAUCUUGAUUGUUCCUCGCCCAGCUUCCCAGUCGGUUUUGGCAAAAGCCGGGGGCAUGGGCAAAAAAGUGACAUGGAAGGUCACUGGCACGGCAGCCUAUGAAAAUCGUGUUUUCGCAGCUCGCGUUGAGCCUGUCCCCAGCACCGAACAGUACUUUUCAGAGAACGACCCACCUCUCAUUGUUUUGGCUGCUCGCAAGGGUGCUCGUCCAGUUGAAGCAUCCAAUAUAAAGAAUUGGCAGCCGUCCCCACCCGACAACCCUGUGACCUUCAACACCGAAGUUGGCGAGAAAGCGACUCUUCGAAUUGAGGCCGACACACCUGCUCAAGAUCGCUCCAAGCAUAAUCCCAACAAGAGGCGUUUCCAGCCAGACGAUGACGGCCUCCGCCCUCAGACGCAAGGCCAAGGAUCCCACUCUAGCCAGCGGCCAGGCGGUCAAUUUGACGCAGCACCUCGCCGUGGAGGCAAUAACAACCGGGGCCGCGGUAACUUUGGUAACGUGCGAGGCCGGGGGGCUCGCGGUGGACGUGGUCAGGGCGGGCGUGGCGGUCGCGGGCGUGGAGGGCAUGGCCAGGGGCCUGGUAACCAUUACCGUUCUCUUGACGAUGCGAGCAAUUUUGAGGGUACUAACGAUAACAGCAACCAAGCAGUUGGGUAUAUGGAUUACUAA
Messenger RNA from Penicillium chermesinum, 1665 nucleotides. RefSeq names its product rRNA 2'-O-methyltransferase fibrillarin-like protein. Lineage: Eukaryota; Fungi; Ascomycota; Eurotiomycetes; Eurotiales; Aspergillaceae. The record is from RefSeq and is a predicted model, not a curated record. Bases 1 to 1665 code for a protein of 554 amino acids. The transcript is spliced from 5 exons. Gene Ontology annotation, biological process: box C/D sno(s)RNA 3'-end processing; rRNA methylation. Gene Ontology annotation, cellular component: box C/D methylation guide snoRNP complex; small-subunit processome. Gene Ontology annotation, molecular function: rRNA methyltransferase activity; RNA binding; histone H2AQ104 methyltransferase activity.